Xiphophorus couchianus (Monterrey platyfish) is the source of this 1988-nucleotide messenger RNA. Its product is annotated as protein mono-ADP-ribosyltransferase TIPARP-like. The record is from RefSeq and is a predicted model, not a curated record. The coding region runs from base 993 to 1988 and encodes 331 amino acids. The transcript is spliced from 2 exons. Gene Ontology annotation, cellular component: nucleus. NCBI's taxonomy places the organism in Eukaryota, Metazoa, Chordata, Actinopteri, Cyprinodontiformes, Poeciliidae. Gene Ontology annotation, molecular function: NAD+ poly-ADP-ribosyltransferase activity; metal ion binding.
AAUUUACCUAUUCUGUGUCUAAAUUUGGAUAAAUAAAUUUUUUAAUUAUUUUUUAUUUUAUUUUCAAAAUAAUAAAAAUAAUCACAUUUAAAAGAAAAAGAAAAAUGCGCCCUUUUUAAAGAAAUUAUCUCAGGCAGUGACCUAAUUCUAUGGCAGACAUGCAAUAUGAACGUAGGAGGCGCCUUUUCUUAUAUAAAAAUCUCUUCUAUAGAACAUGCUGAGGUUUUAAGAGUCUAUAUUUAAUUACUUUUUGCCGGCAAUUGUGUGUUUUUAUUCUGAUUUCAACGCUAAAAACCAAACUCAAAAUAAACUUAAGUGCCUUCCCAACAGUUUGAUAACACAAAAAAGAAAAACAACGUGUAUUUCCAUGCUUUACUUUUACUUUAUAUUUUGAAACAAAAACAAACCCACAACUUGUUCUUUUUUUUGUUGUUUUUCAUUACACGUACUGAAAAAUUUAAUUACCAGAACGCGCAGAUAAUCAUUUCUAAUUUUCCACCGUUUCAUAUUAUUUUGUAGACUUGUUCAUUUUACGUCUUUUUUGUGAAAAAGUUUUUCCAUACUCGCCUGAUUAGAAUAAAGGUCGUCGUCAUUAACCUUCUGGAAAGUUACCUUUCAACAAUAAAAACCUCGGGAGUUUUUUCUUAACAGAGACGCGUUGACUUCUCAAUACUUCAUCCACGACAAGGUGCUAACGGUAGGUUAAUUAAUUAUUACCGCGUUUGUGUCUUAUUUAGCUAUCUCCAGCAACAGCUAGUGCUACAUUGUAGCUAUUAGCUUAAUUAGAAAUUAGUGCAGCGCAUACAUUUAUUUUGCUGAUGCUACAUUUAUAUUAUUUCAUGAGCUAACUCGAAGUCAUUCACUGCAAAACAAGAUAAAAAUGUGUUUUAUAUUUAUCCAAGAACUCUUCCUAAAUUAUUCAUCACAUCUUUUAACUAUUUCUACUGUUUAUUCCAAAAUGAAUUUCUCCAGUGUCAAAUAGGAAAUACAAGAUGACUGAUGUUUCAAGUGGAAGAAGAAAAAAAAGAAAGUUGGCACCCAAAGCCCCAAAGGGCCCAUCUGACAGUCCCAAAGCCAUAAUGCUCAAUUCAUCCCUUCUCCUCCUGGAAGUACCUGCAGAUACCAACACCAGCCUCCCGGUGUGGGAUGCCCUGAGAUCCCUGAAAGUCGGCGUCACCUGGACGGUCAAACCUUAUGGCAUCAGUAUCAACAUAACACCUCUUACUGUGAAGCAGGAAGACAUCACCGCUUCCUGUGAGAGAGAAAACACAUCCAGCGUGGCGGAAACCUCCAGCCUUCAGCCACAGAUCCAGAACACCUCCUGUGCGUUGCUGACUUUCUUCCACAACUCCCUGCCAACACUGCCCCACACAUAUCAACCAAACCAGAGUCUUGUCAACCCGAUUUCUGUGUCACUGCCUCUCAUCAUCACUCAUUCUCCACAAGGAUAUCAGCCUGGCACCAUGGCAACCAUAAAGCUCCCACCUGCUGUCCAAGCACCUACAAGUGUUUCCGGUGACCUAGAUGUUGAACCCAAGAAACCUAAUCUCUCAUCAUUUCACACAAAGGUCUCCCAUGACAUCCUCAUCUGUGACAACUUCCUUCUGGGUACAUGUGAUGCAGGGGUAAAGUGUAAGAUGCACCACACACCUUACCCAUUUCACUGGCAGCUGCGGUCUAUAAAGACCCACCAAUGGAUCGACCUAUCACCUCGUGCUCAAGUCUUACUAGAGAGGAGCUACUGUUGUGCUGAACAGAGCAAUGUUACCCUCAUAGACAAGCAAACAUGCUGCGUCCUGGACUUUGAUACAAUGGACUUGGAUGAUCUCUCAGAGUAUGAUGCAGUUAGGCGACUUACUAACUCGGAGAGCAUAGAAAAAAAUCCUCACUUUCCAAGCAGGAGCAAAAUCUACUGGUGUGAGGGCAUCAACUACAAAGAGUACAGUGCGGUAACUUUUGCUUUAUUUGUUUCAUUAAUUCUCAUUUGA